AUGACGACGCCGCUGUCGACUGCGGACCCUUCGGACAGCGACAAGCGCCUCAAUGACGAGCUCCUGCAGACGCUACAGUUAUGUGGUCUAUAUGAGCCAAAAGAGCGUCUGAUGCGACGCGAGCGCGUACUCGAAAGACUGCACCAAGUGCUGCUUGAAUAUGCACUACACGAGGAGGAGACGGGGCAGAAGCAGCUGCAGUUGCGCACUUUCGGCUCCUACCGUCUUGGCGUCCAGAGUCGAGAGGCCGAUAUUGACACACUGUGCAUCGCGCCGAGAUACUGUACACGGGCGAGCUUUUUUGUGAAGGUGCCAAUUCUACUGGAAGCAGCACCUGAUGUCACGGGUUUGCACGUGAUUAGCGACGCGUUCGUGCCAGUGAUCAAGAUGAAGGUGGACGGCAUUUCUGUGGACCUUCUCUUUGUGUCGCUGGAUCUGGACUCGAUCCCGGAGGAUAUCGACAUGUUGGAUGAUCAGUAUCUCAAAGGACUGGACGAAGCUUCAGUUCGGAGCUGCAAUGGUGUGCGCGUGACUGAGCGCAUUUUGCAGCUUGUGCCGAAUCCGGAUACGUUCCGGACGACGUUGAUCGCUGUCAAGCAUUGGGCUCGGAUGCAGGGGAUCUACUCAAACGUGCUGGGGUUUCUUGGUGGUGUCAAUUGGGCCAUCUUGGUCGCCCGGAUCUGCCAGUUCUACCCGAACUCGCUGCCGGCGUCCAUACUCUCGCGCUUCUUCAGGAUCUACCAGAUGUGGACGUGGCCGAACCCGAUCAUGCUCGCUCGAGUAAACGAUCCGCUGAAUCUUGGCUUCUCGGGAUGGAAUCCAAAGCUCAAUGUUCGUGACCGACUGUACUUGAUGCCAAUCAUCACACCAGCUUACCCGGCGUCAAAUUCGUCGUACAAUGUGAUGGCAUCGACCCUUCGAAUUCUCAAGACAGAGUUUGGAAACGGGUUGGAUCGGACACUCGAGGUUGAGUCCAAGAUGUCGACGUGGUCAAAACUAUUCGCAGCUCCAGCAUUUUUCCAAAGGUCGAAACACUUUCUUCGUGUGCAGAUAAUGGCACAGAGUGCGGAAGACAUUGACAGGUGGUUUGGAUGGGUCGAAUCAAGAUUGCGGCACUUGUUCCUUCGACUGGAAGCACUUCCGGAACUGCAGAUCCACCCGUUCGGUCGUUUCUUCGACUUUGUCGAGACGAAGGACGUCGUCCAUCUCGACAGCUUGGCGAAACCUCAGCGAGUUUACACGUCUUGGCUGUUUAUCGGACUGCGCUUCUCUGUUCCGGAAGUAGUCUCAACUACGAGUGCAACUCACAGUGUCGACCUAACGAGCGUGAUCCGUGAUUUCGCUUUCUAUACUGAUCAGUGGGAAGCUCGUCACGGCGGGAUGGACAUGCAGAUCGACCAUGUCACGCGCACAGCGAUCCCCGAGUGGGUGCUAGACGCCAUGGCUAGCAAUGGCGGGAGUGAUAGUAAGCACUUGCAGCGACGAUCGCCGACCACGGUAUCGUCCAAGAAGAAGAAACGUGACGCUGGCGAUGCUAGCAGCUGUCAUGGCGUGGCAAACAGCACGACAGGGACAGCUGUACGAAGUGGUCCAUCAGGAAGCUCGUCGAAAAAAAGUAAAGGUACGUGA
Peronospora matthiolae is the source of this 1629-nucleotide messenger RNA. NCBI's taxonomy places the organism in Eukaryota, Oomycota, Peronosporomycetes, Peronosporales, Peronosporaceae. The record is from the annotation of a GenBank genome assembly.